Molecule: messenger RNA, 2123 nt
Organism: Aricia agestis (brown argus)
Lineage: Eukaryota; Metazoa; Arthropoda; Insecta; Lepidoptera; Lycaenidae
Gene: Hgsnat
Product: heparan-alpha-glucosaminide N-acetyltransferase
Exons: 10
Coding region: 265-1995 (576 amino acids)
Source: RefSeq, a predicted model, not a curated record
GAGCACGUAGCGCGAUCCAGGAGAACCGCACGUGAAUUUGUGUACGAAAUAUUCCUGGACUUUUCUUGGAUAUAAGUUUGUUGAAUCCGGAGUUUCCUGAACUUUCCUUUUUAAGUUUCCCGAACUCUCCUCGAGAGUUGCAGGAAAGUUUCCUUCAGAAUUUUCAAACACAACAUUUUCCUGGACUUUUCCUAGAACUUUCCUGGAGAUUUCUUAUAAGUUUCCUGGACUUUCCUCUGGAUCACCAGGAGAGUUUCCUCCAGGAUGAACGAGACGGGGAGGAGCAGGUGGGAGGAGGUGUACGAUGUGAUGAGGUGGUUCCUGGAGGACCCUGGCCAAUACCAGGGCGUCAAUAUGAGCGCGCUGCACAUGGAUCAGGCUUACAUGGGUGGAGUAGCUGACCAAGACGUCUCCGUGUACUCCGUCUCUGAUGACUGCUUUCGGUGCCCCUUCGAGCUCCGUCAGAACCUGUCAGCGGGCGAGGAGCAGUGGUGGACGGUCAGCACCACACACAAGUCCACCUGGCGGGUCUACCACCAGCUCACCGACCAGUACGUCAGUGCGAGGAACACCACGGGACUGUUGUGCCAAAUCCGGCCGCACCUGGGCGAGUUCGGGGUGUACCGGCUGAACGCCACGCGCGAGGGCUGCGACCUGCGAACUGAGAAGGAACCCGUUGACAUCUAUUUGCCUCUACUGCUACUUCUGGCGGUGCUGGUGGGAGUGUGGGUGGUGUACGGGGUUUUCAAGCUCAUCAUGUCACGGGUAACCCGCUCCGCCAAGCUGCGGUACGGAGAUAAGGAGUUGGCGAUACAACAGCGGUUGAGAGCACUUGAUACGUUCAGGGGGAUAGCGAUAGUGUUCAUGAUAUUCGUGAACGACGGCGCCGGCGGGUACUGGUGGCUGGAGCACGCGACGUGGAACGGCCUGGCUGCCGGCGACCUGGUCUUCCCCUCCUUUCUCUGGAUCAUGGGCGUCUGCAUCCCCCUGUCCGUGAAAUCCGCCUUCGCGAAAGGCGUGCCCAGGUGGAAGAUAUUCGUACACAUCGUGAGGCGCUCCAUCGUGAUGUUCCUUCUGGGAGUAUCUCUGAACACCAUAUACGGGUCCAACAUGCUGGGUGAGAUCAGGGUGUUCGGAGUGCUGCAGCGGCUGGCGGUGGCCUACCUCGUCGCCGCCGGCUUCUACGCGCUCACCGCACCCAAAUACUACACUCCGCCGAGGGGAGCGUGUGGUCAGGCCCUGAAGGACGUGCUGUCGUGUGUGUGGUGCUGGGCGCUCGCCGGGGCUCUGGUCGCCGCACACAGCGCCAUCACCUUCGUCAUACACGACCCUGACUGUCCCGCCGGCUACCUCGGUCCUGGCGGCAAGCACGACGACUGGGCGGCGGCGGGGUGCGCGGGGGGCGCGGCGGGGUACAUCGACCGUCUGCUGCUCGGCUCCUCCCACCUCUACCAGCACAGCGACGCCAGGAACGUCUACGACGGACCAGUAACUGACCCUGAGGGGAUAUUGGGCUGCCUCACGUCAGCAGUGCAAGCGCUGCUCGGCGUUCAAGCUGGCGCGACAGUGCUGCUACAGCGCUCGCACCGUGCUCGCGUGUCUCGCUGGCUCGCCUGGGCGCUGGCCUUUGCGCUGGCCGGAGCCCUGCUAGCCGGCUUCUCCAGGGAACACGGUGUUGUGCCCAUUAAUAAGAACCUGUGGUCUAUCUCGUUCGUCCUGGUGACGUCUGCUGUAUCGCUGGUGAUACUCAGCAUCUGCUACACUCUCACCGACGCCUGGAGGCUGUGGGGCGGAGGCCCAUUCAGGGCUCCGGGCCUAAACGCCAUCGCCCUCUACGUGGGACACAGCAUGUGCUCCCACAUAUUCCCCUUCCACUGGCGAGUGCCCUCUAUGGAGACGCACGCCAUACGCCUUCUCGAGGCCGUGUGGGGCACCGCGCUAUGGGUCAUAAUCGCCCACGUUAUGGCCAAGAAGAAGAUAUUUAUAACGCUCUAACCACUUUGGACCUUAUUAUCGUAGUAGUAAGAUCGAAAUGUGGUACUGACAGGCGCCGAGCGAGAACGCUGUAUAACGCUCUCGCUCUUUGUUGUUCUUUCUUUAUCUAAAGCCCGGUUACUGAACAC